AUGCUCGCCCUCAAAAUCAUCUCCCGCGGCCACGCCGCCCCCCAACCCGUCCCUCUCCCCACCCUACGCCCCUCCUAUAUCCUCGUGAAAACCCACGCUAUCGCUCUCAAUCCCGCCGACGUUGGGGGCAUUGACAUGGUCGCGCCCGUUGGCGCAACCGUGGGCCUCGACUUCGCCGGCGUCGUUGUCGACAUCGGGUCCGAGGUCCAGAAGAGCUUUAAGGUCGGAGACAGAGUGUUUGGUGCUGUGCAUGGGUGUAAUGAGAGUGAGCCGGAGGACGGCGCGUUCGGGGAGUAUCUGAUUGCGAAGGGGGAUUUGACGGCGGUGAUCCCGGAGAGUUUGGGGUUCGAGGCGGCGAGUACUAUGGGGGCGGGGAUUGCGUCGGUCGGGCAGGCGCUGGGGCAGAAUCUGGGGUUGCCGUGGCCGGGGAAGCAGAGCGACGCGGGAGAGAAAGUACAGGUGUUGGUAUACGGAGGGAGUUCGGCGACGGGGGCGUUGGCGAUACAGUUUGCGAAGGCCUCUGGAUUGGAAGUCAUAACGACUUGUUCCCCUCACAACAACGCCUACGUCAAAUCUCUGGGCGCGUCUGCUGUCUUUGACUACCACAGCCCAGCUUGCGCCGCAGAUAUCCGUGCACAUACGAAUGACAGUCUCUACUACGCCUUCAACUGUCUCCCGGAUGACUCUGCGGCCAAGAUCUGCACGGAAGCGCUGUCCUCGCAUCCAAGGCCGGGUGGGUCGAAACCGGCGUAUACUGGAGUCUCUCCCAUGGGAGUCGAUGCAGCAAUCAUGCGGGAUGAUGUGCAAUAUUCGAGCAUUCUAGGCUAUACAGCGAAAGGCGAGGCAUUUACUUUCGCAGGGAAUCCAAUACCUGCGAUGCCGGAUCACUUCGAGUUCAUGAAGCGGUGGAUAGAGUUCGGGACGUCUUUGGUUGCAAAUGGAACGGUGAAGCCUCAUACGUUUGAAGUAAGACCGGGCGGACUGGAGGAUAUUGUCAAGGGGUUGAACGAGUUGAGGGAGGGGAAGAUUAGCGCGAAGAAGUUGGUUUAUCGGAUUGGGGAAGAGGUUUGA
Messenger RNA from Mytilinidion resinicola, 1071 nucleotides. Its product is annotated as alcohol dehydrogenase class-3. The coding region runs from base 1 to 1071 and encodes 356 amino acids. The record is from RefSeq and is a predicted model, not a curated record. The transcript has 2 exons. Gene Ontology annotation, molecular function: oxidoreductase activity, acting on NAD(P)H. Lineage: Eukaryota; Fungi; Ascomycota; Dothideomycetes; Mytilinidiales; Mytilinidiaceae.